Messenger RNA from Heterobilharzia americana, 2229 nucleotides. The record is from the annotation of a GenBank genome assembly. NCBI's taxonomy places the organism in Eukaryota, Metazoa, Platyhelminthes, Trematoda, Strigeidida, Schistosomatidae.
GAACGUUAGAAAUGAGAUAGUCUUCCUAAUGACUGUUAUUCUGUUUUAGUGGAGCGAUUCAUUUGCUGCCGAGGGGCAGUGAAAAGCGCUUUGGUUAAAAAACACGAAAAUGCGCAUUUUGUUUAGGGCUUUAAAUAAUUGCUCUGAUAGUUGCAUUGCCUAGAGAAUGCUUGACCCAAAUGUUUGCAUUAAAAAGCCUUUCGAUUUCGGUUACCCUGUUUUAUGUGGUUCUCUGGGAUGGAAACAAGGAGAUGAAGAAGGGAAAUGGGCUCAAAAAGCUAUUGAGACACUAAUUAAGAAAUUGAAGAAGCGCAAGGGAGUUUUGGAAAGACUUCAGCAUGCUUUGCUGCAUCCUAACGAACCUAGUGAAUGUGUGACAAUUCCAAGAUCUCUCGAUGGUCGUAUACAGGUUUUAUCUCAAGUUUUUGUUUCAUUUCGGCAGGUUUCCCAUCGAAAAGGAUUUCCGCAUGUCAUUUACUGUAGAGUAUGGCGUUGGCCAGACCUUCAGAGCCAUCAUGAAUUGAGGCCUGUAGAGAGCUGCAAACUGCCGUUUAGUUCUAAAGAAACUGAAGUAUGCAUUAACCCUUACCACUAUACUCGCGUGGAUUACCCUGUUUUGCCACCUGUGUUAGUACCUCGCCAUAAUGAAUACCCAACAGUUGAAUCUGCCAAAAAAGAACCGACAACAGACAAUCAAACAUGUGGCCCACAGUGUUAUUCAGAAUUUCAUGCCGUAAACUAUCAAGAACCAAAAUACUGGUGCAGUAUUGUGUAUUAUGAGUUAAAUUCACGCAUUGGUGAGGCCUACUUUGCUAGCAUACCCAGUAUAAUUGUUGAUGGAUUCACCAAUCCUGGUCGGGAUAGUGGUCGAUUCUCCUUAGGCUUUCUAUCAAACAUCAACAGGAGCCUAGCUGUCGAGAACGCCCGCAAGCAAAUUGGAAAAGGUGUUCACUUAUUUACCUUUGGUGGUGAUGUAUACGCUGAAUGCUUAUCAGAUUGUAGCAUUUUUAUUCAGUCACGUGAAUGUAAUGAACGUCAUCAUUUCCAUCCAACAACUGUGAUUAAAAUACCUCCAGGUGGUUGUCUUCGCAUAUUCUCUAAUCGUCAAUUCGCUCAUAUACUGAGUUAUACUAUUUCACGAGGCGUUGAAGCCACCUAUGAUCUUGUACGAAUGUGUACAAUUCGACUGAGUUUUGUUAAAGGAUGGGGUGCAGAAUAUCAUCGACAAGAUAUCACAUCUACACCGUGUUGGAUAGAAAUUCAUUUACGUGGUCCUUUUCUAUGGCUUGACCGUGUUCUUCGUCAAAUGGGUCCAAGUCGAAGUCCUAUCUCUUCAGUUUCAUAAUUCAUACAGCAAAUAGUUUUGUCAACAAUUCGUGUUUUUUUUUCGCUUCAUUUCAUUUAUGUAUCACCCCCCCCCUUCCCCCGACUGUUGUGAUCUCACUUUCAAUAUUUUAAAGACUGCAUUAAUACUUUACAACAUUAUGUAUUUUACUCAAGCUGUGAUUUCAUUAUUGAUCAUUACCUUCAGUGUAAUCAUACUAUUUACAUUGAGUUUACUUAUCUUACCAAAAGUAUAUUUUACUUCAUUUCUGUGUUUUGUUUUUACUUUAUAUUUUUAAGCAAAGAAGAAUCUUUACGCUACUUUCUUGAAUGGACAAUUGUUUUCUGUCUGCUUAUCACUUGUCUUUUUAAGUGUAUUCACUAAAAAAAGGCGUUAAAUCUACAUUAUUAUCAUUGUGAUUACAAAGGUAAUCUAUAUGAAAUAUACUUUUCUCCUUAUCUUACCAUGGUUAUCUUUCUUGCAUCUCUUAUCUAGGUGAUAUGGGUUAAGUAUUUUGUCCUUUUAUCAUAUGACUACUACUAUUUUUAUUAACUUUAUACUGUCAGCAUUUAAGUCUAAUUAAUAUCCAAGCGCCAUCUUUUUCUUUUUUGCCGCUGGUUAAAAUUGUACUUGUUCAAUAGAAUUUUCUCUUCAUGUUUGUUUCCAAAACUUAACAAAUUGUGUACAUGUAUACUAGUGUCAGCAAUAUGUUUUGAAAGUAUGCUAAUUUCUUUUUUUUAAAUGAAGUGAUUGGUCGAAUCUAUUUACGAAGACAUUUUCAUUUGCUAACAAACCUAUACUCUCUACUUAUUGUAAAAUGGUAGACUUCAGUUGUAUGUUUUUCGUUUUGAAAAGGGAACUUUACUGAACAAGAAAUCUUCCGUUAAGAUUCUUUCAUUUUCGGC